Messenger RNA from Cicer arietinum (chickpea), 1007 nucleotides. RefSeq names its product calcineurin B-like protein 7. Gene Ontology annotation, molecular function: kinase binding; calcium ion binding. Gene Ontology annotation, biological process: calcium-mediated signaling. The record is from RefSeq and is a predicted model, not a curated record. NCBI's taxonomy places the organism in Eukaryota, Viridiplantae, Streptophyta, Magnoliopsida, Fabales, Fabaceae.
GAUUUCCAUGCAAUAUAAGUAAUGUAUAUAUAUAUGGUUAAUUAAGUUCAUCCCCUAGUCUAGAAAAUUAACAUAAACAAGUCUUUUUGAUGGGGUGUUCUUGUACCAAACCGCGAUUUCGGCAUGAAGAUCCGCCGGCAAUUCUUGCUGCACAAACUUACUUUAGUAUUUCUGAAAUUGAAGCAUUACAUGAUCUGUUCAAGAAAUUAAGCAGUUCUAUAGUCAAUGAUGGGCUAAUUAGCAAAGAAGAAUUUCAGCUUGGCUUAUUUGGAAGCAGCAAGAAACGAAACCUCUUUGGUGACAGGGUUUUCCAUUUAUUUGACUCAAAAAAUGAUGGUGUGAUAGAUUUUGGAGAGUUUGUUGAAGCUUUAAGCGUCUUCCAUCCAGCAGCACCCCAAGGACAAAAGGCAGCUUUUGCAUUUCGACUCUAUGAUAUAUGGCAAAGAGGCUUUAUUGAACCAGAUGAGCUAAGAGAGAUGAUAGAGGCACUCCUAAGAGACUCUGAUUUGGUUCUUUCUCAUGAUAUAAUUGAGGUCAUAAUUGAUAAGGCCUUUAAAGAAGCUGAUUUAAAAGGAGAUGGAAAGCUUGAUCCAGAGGAGUGGGAAAAAUUUGUAGCUCGGAAUCCAUCCUUAUUGAAGAAUAUGACAAUUCCAUAUUUGAAGGAUCUAAAUAUGCAGUUUCGUGGUUUUGAAUUGAUAUCAGACAUUGAAGAUGACACAAUCAGUACUCCAUGAUAAAGAAAUUGUCUCGAAAUUUGUGUCAAACAUUUAUAUUUGAGCAAAUAAAGAGAUAGCCAAUUUUAUAAAACUCGAUUGAGCUAAUGAUGAGUUAAUAAAAAUUUACAAACGAAAAUACUAACAAAUGUCUUAUAACACUAAAGUACAUUAACUUUUUAAGAUUUAAUUUUUUUUAUCAUUUACAUACUAUAUUUAUCUUUUAUUUCUUUUUUUGAAUUACUUGAGAACACUUGUUUACAUGCUUCAAUUUAUAAAUUUUAUGCUAUAUUC